Mangifera indica (mango) is the source of this 2409-nucleotide messenger RNA. RefSeq names its product protein ROOT HAIR SPECIFIC 17. Lineage: Eukaryota; Viridiplantae; Streptophyta; Magnoliopsida; Sapindales; Anacardiaceae. The transcript is spliced from 10 exons. Bases 426 to 2045 code for a protein of 539 amino acids. The record is from RefSeq and is a predicted model, not a curated record.
AAAAACACUAAUUCAAAUUCCGAAAGAUUGGAUUAAUUUUAUCACUAAUUUAAAAAUAUUUUAAUUUCAAAUCCAAUUUAAGAUGCUAACUAAUUAACUAAAUAUGUCAAUGAUGAUAGGCGUUUUUACUUAGCAGCCACAGGCGAAGAAAACCCCCCAACAUUUUCGCGCGAUUGGUUCAAGGUCGAGAAUUUAGAUUGCUUUUGUUGUUGUUGGCGGAGGGAGACGAACGAUAGAAGAUACUGACAAUACAAAACCCGCGACGACGACAGCAACAAGAACUUGAGAGAAAUAAAUAAAUAAAUAAAACACUUUAUUGGUGUUGUUGUUGUAGCCGCUUUGUUUCCAAAAACAGAGAUUCUAAAUUUUCAAAAAAGGCUAACAAAAUUUCUAUCUCAGUAGUACUCUGCCGUCGUAACGAUACAAUGAAGAGGAAAAAGCGAGAUAACAGCAGUAAUCCUAUGACCAUGGCUCUUUGUCACUUGAUUUUCCUCCUCCGUCGCCGGCGUCAGCUGUUUCCUUUCAUCUCCGCCGUCUCCGGUUGCGUCCUUCUCGUCUUCGUCGCCGUCUCUCUUCUCUCUUCAGCUCCUCCUGUCUCCACGCACCUCAAACACCUUCAACGCUCUCAUUUCAACAUCGUAGUGUCCGACUCGUAUAUCAAUUCAGGUGGAGAUACGGUGUUUCAUGUUCCGUCCAACGGGGGAAGCUUGGUUGGAGAUUUGUGGGAGUCAAGGGAAGCGAAAUUCUACUUCGGCUGCAGUGCUCCAAGCGAAAAGUUUCAACCUGCUGAAGUGAAGACACAACCUAAUCGAUACUUGAUGAUUGCUACCAGUGGAGGAUUAAACCAACAGAGGACAGGGAUUACAGAUGCAGUGGUUGCGGCUUAUAUUUUAAAUGCGACUCUUGUCGUUCCAAAGCUGGAUCAAAAAUCUUACUGGAAGGAUUCCAGCGAUUUUGGGGACAUUUUUGAUGUUGAUUGGUUCAUUUCAUUUCUCUCAAGAGAUGUUAAAAUAAUCAAACAACUUCCUAAAAUGAGAGGGAAAGUUUUGACUCCACACAACAUGCGUGUUCCAAGGAAGUGCUCUCCAAAAUUCUAUGAGAGUCAUGUUUUACCUGUUCUUAACAAGAAGCAUGCUGUUCAACUCACCAAGUUCGAUUACAGGCUUUCAAAUUAUUUGGAUUCAGAUUUGCAAAAGCUAAGAUGUAGAGUUAACUACCAUGCCUUAAGAUUCAGUGCUUCAAUUUUUGAAAUGGGUAAAUUGUUGGUUGAGAGGAUGAGAAUGAAAAGCAAGCAUUUCUUGGCUCUGCACUUGAGGUUUGAAUCUGAUAUGCUUGCAUUCUCUGGAUGCUAUUAUGGUGGAGGAGACAAAGAAAGAAGGGAACUUGGGGCUAUACGGAAGCGGUGGAAAAGUUUACACGCAGGCAACCCUGAAAGGGAACGAAGGCAUGGAAAAUGCCCACUCACUCCAGAGGAAGUUGGUCUGAUGCUGAGAGCAUUGGGAUUUGGGAGUGAUGUUCACCUAUAUGUUGCGUCAGGAGAAGUAUAUGGAGGAAAAGAGACGUUAGCACCACUGAAAGCACUGUUUCCAAAUUUUCAUUCAAAAGAGACCUUAGCAAGCAAGGCAGAGUUGGGGAUGUUUUCAUCAUUUUCUUCUCGCAUGGCUGCACUGGACUUCAUUGUUUGUGAUGAAAGUGAUGUUUUCAUCACCAACAACAAUGGGAACAUGGCUAGAAUUCUAGCUGGAAGAAGGAGAUACUUUGGGCACAAACCAACCAUCCGUCCAAAUGCGAAAAAACUGAACCGGUUGUUCAUGGACCGAAACAACAUGACAUGGGAAGCAUUUGCCUCCAGGGUUCGAACUCAUCAGAUUGGUUUUAUGGGAGAACCAAAUGAGUGGAAGCCCGGCAGAGGAGAGUUUCAUGAAAAUCCAUCUUCCUGCAUAUGCGAGGAUUCGGAAUUCAAGGCAAGACAACUGCUGAUUCCCCUAAAUCAAACUCAACACAAUAAUGACAUGGCUAGUGAUGAUCACUCGGGGGAGAACUAGCAAGAUCGGUUUGAAAUGAACAAUGGGGAGGUUGGCCACCCACAUCACAGUAAAGAGUUGCAUACAAAAUCAUCUUCAGACAUUCUUCACUGACAACAGUUUCAUGCUACAGCUAACCCAAUCCGAGAAAUGAGUUUGGCCUCUUUAACAUUUGCUUCACUGGACAGAGUAGGUAUACACCUAACCAUUCUGCACAUAAAGAUAUUGACUAUGGAGCAGUUUUGUGUCCAGAUUUUGUACAUGGCGUCAACGAAUCGAACCUCCAGGAUUAACUGCUCCAUCGGGAUGAAAACUCACAGUAUGCUUAAAUUACAUUUAUAUAUCUUGUAAUUGAAAUCAUAGUCAUACCUUCUAUUAAUUUAUU